AUGGUUGCCUUUCCGGCCAACUUGAAAGAAAAGAAAGAUCUUAAGGAGUUAGAGUUGGAAUGGGGUGAUAAGGAUGCCCAUGAUUCCACAAAAGAGAGAGAUGUACUUGACAUGCUACAACCUCCCAUAAACUUGGUGAAACUGACCUUGAAAUUCUAUGGUGGAAUCACCUUCCCAAAAUGGUUUGGAGACUCUGCCUCCUCUAACAUACAAUUUAUAUGUCUCAGUGGUUGUAGUUAUCCUUUGUCCUUGCCACCACUUGGGCAACUACCCGUUCUGCAAGAGCUAACUAUAAAAAGUAUGAAAUCUGUCACGACUCACGACUGUUGUGGUGUUGAGUUCUAUAGUUGCAAUGGAUCUUCUGUAUGUCGGCCAUUUCAAUCAUUGAAGAAGCUUAAGUUUGAUGAGAUGCCAUAG
Messenger RNA from Prunus armeniaca (apricot), 417 nucleotides. NCBI's taxonomy places the organism in Eukaryota, Viridiplantae, Streptophyta, Magnoliopsida, Rosales, Rosaceae. The record is from the annotation of a GenBank genome assembly.